Molecule: messenger RNA, 486 nt
Organism: Drepanopeziza brunnea f. sp. 'multigermtubi' MB_m1
Lineage: Eukaryota; Fungi; Ascomycota; Leotiomycetes; Helotiales; Drepanopezizaceae
Product: 60S ribosomal protein eL24
Biological process (GO): cytoplasmic translation
Cellular component (GO): cytosolic large ribosomal subunit
Molecular function (GO): structural constituent of ribosome; mRNA binding
Source: RefSeq, a predicted model, not a curated record
AUGCGUACCUACGAUGAUACCUUCUCCGGCGAGAAGAUCUACCCUGGAAAGGGCAAGCUCUACGUCCGUGGAGACUCCAAGAUCUUCCGCUUCCAAAAUGGAAAGACCGAAUCCCUCUUUCUCCAACGAAAGAAUCCCCGCCGCAUCGCCUGGACUGUCCUUUUCCGCAGACAACACAAGAAGGGUAUCUCUGAGGAAGUUGCGAAGAAGCGAUCCCGCCGAACUGUCAAGUCUCAACGUGCCAUCGUUGGUGCUUCCCUCGACGUGAUCAAGGAGCGACGAAGCCAGAGACCCGAGGCACGAAGUGCUGCUCGCGCAGCUGCCAUCAAGGAGGGCAAGGAGAAGCGAGCUGCUGCUCAGAGCGCAAAGAAGGCUGAGAAGGCGAAGACUGCUGCUAGUGCCGCCAAGGGAGGACUGAACUCGAGAGUCACAAGCAAGAUGGGUGCUAAGGGUGCGCCAAAGAAGGUCCAGGCCACCACCCGUUAA